This is a messenger RNA of Soboliphyme baturini, 678 nucleotides long. The record is from the annotation of a GenBank genome assembly. NCBI's taxonomy places the organism in Eukaryota, Metazoa, Nematoda, Enoplea, Dioctophymatida, Soboliphymatidae.
AUGUUUGAGAUGACGACGUAUCGUUGUCUUUACUCGUUCUGUGGCCGAUCCGCCAUCUCAGUGUCAUCUUUACAGUUGCAGCCCCUCCUGCUGACACACCUCUACCAUUUAAAAGCCAUCUGGUCGUUUGUCCGGCCGGUUGUUCCAUAUUCAGCCCGCCGUGUGUCGUCGUCCGUCCACGUAUGUGCGUGCGUGACCAGUGAAGUGGUUGUCGGUCGGUCGGUCGGUGUGCAGCUAACGAGGACGAGGAUGUGUCGGUCGAGGUCAUCAUCGUUAAUUGUCGGUCUCUUCCGAAGUGCUCGACAAAGCAGCCGUCGUAGAAACGUCACGGAUCCGCUUUCCCCGUCGUCUCCCAUAGGAGCUGCCGUCGCCACCGUCCCUGACUUGCAGCGCGGCCCGUCGACUGUGCCUCCUCGGCGAUCGGUUUCCAUCGCUACCGCUGUCGCUGUCGUCGAUACGUCCGCACCUCGCCCUUCUCCUACUGCCUCAGUCGCUGUUUCCGGAAUCGCUGAUCCGUACGAUCAGGUUCGUCAGGACGUUGCUGUGGUGAAGAUGCAGUUGAUCCGGUUACAGCGGAUUCUGUUGCGUGACCUUUAUCUUGACAGUCCGGUUAUGGCGUUUUUCCGUUCUUCCCGAGCCAAUGGUACUCGAAUGGUCAGCCGAAUGUAUGGCUUCUGA